Molecule: messenger RNA, 1653 nt
Organism: Macroventuria anomochaeta
Lineage: Eukaryota; Fungi; Ascomycota; Dothideomycetes; Pleosporales; Didymellaceae
Exons: 8
Coding region: 1-1653 (550 amino acids)
Cellular component (GO): nucleus
Molecular function (GO): RNA binding
Source: RefSeq, a predicted model, not a curated record
AUGUCCGACGAACGUCGCCCACGAUCGCGCUUCGACAGCGACGAACCUGAACGCCCCACACGCUCGCGUUUCGAUACGGAUCGUCGCUCGAGAUCGCCGUCGCGGAGAGAGUCUGAGUCGCAUCGUGAACGCAGCCCGGUAACUCGUGAGGCAACAGACAGCCCAUCAAAUGCUGGCACAAAGAACAAGGCAGCGGCUGCGGCGGCGGCAGCGGCUGCGAGGAUCAACGCGCAGAUCCAAGCGAAGAAGGGCAUCCAGCAUGUCGAUGUGCCGCCUAUUCGCUCUGUACAUUUUGUGUCAACUCCUCCAGUCGUCAAGUCGCCGUCUGUCAACCCUGGCCAAGCCGUAUCCAGCGAGAUCUACCAACAAGAUGGUGACUACAUCAAAGACAUUGAAAUCAACGAUCUCAGAAAUCGCUAUACUCUGACUAAAGGAGCUGUACAAAAAAGGAUUAAAGACGAUACUGGCGCCGAUGUCACCACUCGAGGAGAAUACUAUCCUGACAAGAGCAUGGCCACCGCUGCUAACCCACCUCUCUACCUUCGUGUUACUAGCACGUCCAAAGAAGGGCUCGAUACCGCUGUCAAGAUGAUCGAGGAGAUGCUGACACAGGAGCUGCCUAACCUGGUAGAUGAACGUCGCUUCCGUCGCCGUGAACCCGAGAACUUCGAGCGCGAUGAGUUUGGUCGCCGCAAAUGGCCGGAAGAGAAGCUUUCGGUAGGUCUGGAACCUAUCAGUGGCUUCAACUUGCGAGCACAGGUUGUUGGCCGUGGAGGCGACAACGUCAAGUACAUCCAGCAAGAAACUAGCUGCAAGGUUCAGAUCAAGGGCCGCGGAUCAGGCUUCAUGGAGCCCCAGUCCGGCCAAGAGAGCGACGAGCCUAUGUAUCUUCACAUUGCUGGACCUCGCCCAGAAGGCGUAGCCAAGGCUAAAGAGCUUUGCAAUGAGCUGCUUGAGAAGGUGAAGGCUGAUUACCAGGCGUUUAAGGAUCGCCCACCACCAAACCGAUACGGUGACAGGGACAGCUACGGCGGCGGACGAGGCUAUGGCGAUCGUGGCGACAGGGGUGAUCGCGGCGAUCGUGGUGAUCGGGAUCGAAACCAGAGCUACGGAGGAUACGGCGGUGGAGGUGGCUAUGGGGGCAGCGGUUACGGUGCACAAAACGGCGCUGCUGACACUUCCGCUACUCCUGUUGGCGCCACAGAUCCGAACGCUCAAGCUGCUGACUACAACGCUCAGUAUGCCCAGUGGGCGGCUUACUAUGCCGCCAACCCAGCCGAAGAUCCAUAUGCUGCAUAUGGCGGCUUCGCAGCAGUCAUGGCUCAGUACUCACAAGGCUACGGACAGUACUACGGUCAAGCUUACCCAACCGGACAGACGCAGUCUCCUGCACCUGGCGCUGGAGCUGCAGCACCACCUCCUCCUCCCGCCGAGCCUGCAGGCUAUGGAGCUCCUCCACCACCUCCUCCUCCACCCGCUGGCUCGCCAGGAGCUGGCUAUGGUGCAGUUCCUCCUCCACCAGGCUUAUCGAAGAUUUUUCGUCCUUCCGACUCCUCAGGCGCUGUAAGCGCGGGUCAUGUAAUUGUUUUGGUUUCGGCAUUGGCAACGCACAGUCUCAGCAAAUCCCUGGGCCAGGCUUGCGGCCUAGUAUAG